Messenger RNA from Lates calcarifer (barramundi perch), 4878 nucleotides. RefSeq names its product oxysterol binding protein 2a (gene osbp2a). The coding region runs from base 375 to 2603 and encodes 742 amino acids. Gene Ontology annotation, molecular function: cholesterol binding. NCBI's taxonomy places the organism in Eukaryota, Metazoa, Chordata, Actinopteri, Centropomidae. The record is from RefSeq and is a predicted model, not a curated record. Gene Ontology annotation, cellular component: cytosol; membrane; intracellular membrane-bounded organelle. The transcript is spliced from 15 exons.
GAAACCUUACGGCCUGUGAUGGAGGAUGUUUUCGAUUCCUUCAAGUAAUGCUUGUAUUAUUACACGCAGUCAACGUGCAGGCUCAACCGCCGAACAGUUUCAUGUAAUAAUGGGGUUUGUUGUCUUGUCCUAGCUGGAGAACAAGCAUUAGAUAUUUUUUAAUAACUACCCCAGGAUAAAGAGGGGCACUAACUGGCAUAGCUUCAGGAAACAGCUGCAAGCUAACAGAAGCUUUAGCGGAGGGUACAGUGCGGUGCAGCUGGCUCAGCUAGCUAAAUCAGCACAGCUGUUGACAACCGGGCAGCAACUCCACGCAAACUGAACCGACUCUCCGUCCAUCCCGCUGCAGUAACGUUAACGGCCGAAGGCAGCAAAUGAACGAGCUGGUGAAGAGUUUACCCUCCCCGACUCUCCCGGGGCUCCACCUGCCGUGUUUGGACACCUACAAAGGCUGGCUCUUUAAAUGGACCAACUACCUGAAGGGCUACCAGCGGCGGUGGUUCGUCCUUAGUAACGGCCUGCUGUCCUACUACAGGACUCAGGCAGAGAUGGCACACACUUGCCGAGGCACCAUUCCCUUGGCAACAGCACACAUUGAGGUGGGUGACACCUGCCACUUGGUGUUAACCAGCGGAGGCCGAAGCUACCACCUGAAGGCCACCUCUGAGGGAGAGUGUCAGCGCUGGGUGUCAGCUCUGCAGCAAGCCAAGGCCAAUGCCACUCUCCUGAUGCAUCACUCAGAUGACUCAGGAGAUGAAGGCCCUGUACCUCAGGAGGACCGUGCCCUAACCCAAGGGGUGCUCAAGACUCUGGCCAGCAAGCUAGAUGACCUGAGCACCUGUAAUGAGCUGAUAGGAAAGCACGGCGCCGCUCUCCAGCGUUCCCUCAGUGAACUCGAGGAGCUGCGUGGAUCUGCUGACAGCACAGACAAAGUGAAAGCUGUUAAUGAGCGAGCUACACUGUUUCGCAUCACCUCCAAUGCUAUGAUCAAUGCUUGUCGCGACUUUCUGGACGUAGCAGAAUCUCACAGCCGGAGGUGGCAAAAGGCCCUGCAGCAUGAGAGAGAGCAGCGUCACCAUCUGGAGGAGACCAUCGAACAGUUAGCCAAACAGCACAACAGCUUAGAGAGAGCCUGGAGGGAGAAUCCCACCUCAUAUACCGGUGUGGAGCGGUCUCAGGAAGGGGAUGCGAGUGAUGAGAAUGAUGAUGCAGAGUUCUUCGAUGCCAUGGAGGACUCCCCUGCAUUCAUAACUGUGACUGCAAGUGGCGACAUACAACACAAGCGCUCAGGGAGUAAUCAGAGUAUGAUGAGCGGAGGGGUGCCCAAUGACUGGACUCACAAUGAGAAUGAUACCUCAGGCACAAACCACAUGCAGCUACGAAGAACAAGGCGCAGCCGUAUUCCUGACAAACCAAAUUACUCCCUCAAUCUGUGGAGCAUCAUGAAGAACUGUAUUGGCAAAGAUCUCUCCAAGAUACCCAUGCCUGUGAACUUCAAUGAGCCGUUGUCGAUGCUGCAGCGUCUUACUGAGGAUCUGGAGUACAGCGAGCUCUUGGACCGGGCAGCUCGCUGUGACUCGUCUCUGGAGCAGAUGUGCCUGGUGGCUGCCUUUUCUGUCUCCUCGUACUCCACCACCGUCCAUCGUACAGCCAAGCCCUUCAACCCUCUGCUGGGGGAGACCUACGAGCUGGACCGACUGGACGAGUACGGUUAUCGCUCCAUCUCUGAGCAGGUCAGUCAUCACCCACCAGCUGCUGCCCACCAUGUGACAUCACAGCGAGGAUGGAGCCUUUGGCAGCAUAUUACUAUCGAUAGCAAGUUUCGUGGGAAAUAUAUUUCUGUCAUGCCAUUGGGAAACAUUCACCUGCAGUUCCAUUCAAGCGGGAACCACUAUGUGUGGAGCAAAGUGACGUCAACAGUGCACAACAUUAUUGUGGGAAAACUUUGGAUUGAUCAGUCUGGUGACAUUGACAUCGUAAACAACACUACCAAGGACACCUGCCGUCUCAAAUUCUCCCCCUACAGCUACUUCUCCAGAGAAGUCCCACGUAAAGUGACAGGAGUAGUCGAGGACAGAGAGGGCACAGCCCAUUACAUCCUGUCAGGAACCUGGGACGACAAGAUGGAGAGUGCCAAAAUAGUGGACAGCAGCCAAGGAUGUGGAGGCUCUGAGGGAAAACAAAAGACAGUUUAUCAGACUCUUCAGCCCAAACUCUUGUGGAAGAAAUAUCCUCUCCCAGAUAACGCAGAGAACAUGCACUUCUUCUCCUCCCUGGCUUUGACUCUGAAUGAGCCAGAGGAGGGUGUUGCGCCCACUGACAGUCGCCUGCGGCCAGACCAGCGGCUAAUGGAAGCAGGUCUGUGGGAUGAAGCAAACAGCCAGAAGCAGCGACUGGAGGAGCGACAGAGGCUGGAGAGGAAAAGAAGGGAUGCACAAGCCAAUCAGGCCUUGGAAGAGGGGCAAGAUAUCGAGGGCUACCAGCCGCUGUGGUUUGAGAAGAGGACAGAUGAUUCAACGGGAGAAAGCACUUACCUCUACAGGGGGGGCUACUGGGAGGCUAAAGACAGACAGGACUGGAGCCAGUGCCCCGAGAUCUUCUGAGACAAAAAAUCCCCUUACAGCACAGCAUCGGACCGGCUGAGUGGUUCCUCUUGAUGUAAGGAUACUCUGAGUUAUGGACAGUUGUUUGUUUGACUGUGUGUGUGUGUGUGUGUGUCAGUGAGCUACUUUUGAAAGUAGGCCUCACUUCCAGAAAUUCAAGCACAAAAAACAAAAACAAACUUCUGCAUCCAGUUACUGAUCUACUCACUUCUGUUCUAUUACAGUAUAGCUUGUGUUUUCAGAAUGCAUGGCCUCAGUUUGUAUGUAUGCUUCAGCAGAGAUCUAAUUUAUCAGAAAACAUAGACUUGUUGUGUGUGUAUGUGUGUGUGGGGCUGAGAGAUUGACACAUGCUUUACAGAGAAAUGAUUCCUGCGCCAAAACACACCUCUUUCGUCAGGAUAACUUGAGGGCAAGGAGUGCCGCAAAUGUUUUGGUACAAAGCACUGAAUGUCUUAUUCUUCUCAAAGCUGGAACAACAUGUUCCUCAUGCUGGGCUCUGACAGAGACAACAGGCUUUAAAAGGACCAUAGCAGGAUAAAACAUUCUUCUGUGCUAAAAGGCUUUUUCACAGCAGAACUUCAUUUACUGAUCCUCCUGAUUCUUGAGGAUUUUUACUAUUCUAUUUCUUAAAAUUGCACAAACUGAAUCUUCAACGAUUUACAGUUAUUGCCCACUCUGACAGGCCUCUAAAGAGCAGCUACUCAGCCAUGAAAACCAAAGUAGAUGUCUUUCUCUUUGGAUGGACAAAUGCCUGAAAACACAAGGCUGUUUUAUAGGUAACUUCUGCACACAGGAGAUUCAAAGUAAAGACACUGUUCAGUUGCAUGCAUUGUGGGAAAUGUAGGAUCCAAAAUGUUUGGAGCUUGAGGCAUGUUAGGGACAAAAAGUCAGGAUAUUUCUGCCUCUCUCUCUCUCUCUCUAUCUCUAUCUCUAUCUCUAUCUCUAUCUAUCUAUCUAUCUAUCUAUCUAUCUAUCUAUCUAUCUAUCUCUUUUUUUUAUUGUCUCUUUUGAGUCUCUAAACUUCACAGAAGUGCAACAGUAAACCUACCACUUCAACUAUCUCAAGACUCAACCACAGGGGUUCCACUGAAGUAGAAAUCUGCUAAGCCUGGGGGACUUUCUUCAGCAAGGGAUUAUAUUGGUGCUUGAUGGUAAUUUUAGCCUUAAUUAUGUUAAGAAGUAGUAAGUCCCUAGUAACUACUCCCUCCCAGCUCUGAGAUUCUGUACAGAUUAUAGCAAUCUGGCAGGCUUUUUUGUCUUUUGAGGGCACUUAAAUGUAUACUUAAGGGUGCAUUUUAUUUAAUUUUACUCAGAUUAUCAGGGUCUAUCAUCUUGGUAAGUAGCAACAAACUUACCCCUUCCUAAGUUAGAAUUGGCUAUAGCUCUAUGAAUGGUUUCUAUCUUUAAAAUCGUAUUGCUUUAUUCAAGCAUCGUCAGCAAUAAAACAAGUCAACAGUCAUUUAAGAAGGAAAUACUCCCAGGUCAGAAAGGUAUUUCAUGCAGCACAAAAAUCAUGUUUUAGUAACAGUAUCCAGUUAGCUUAAUUGUAGUUAUGCAAAGAAUCUUAUUCAUACACAUCAGACCCGAGCCAGAAAACAAUUAAGGAAAGGCCUGGCAAUUCUCUUGCUAAGGUUUUAGUGUGCAAAUAAGCACUGAUGUACAUUAGUAGUAAAUAUACCUUCUCUCUAAACAAUAAUAAGUUGUUUAUUUAUAGUUUUCAGCUUCCUGUGUAUUAUAAUAGGGCAUGCUGCACAUGUACAACUGCCUGGUUGGUUUUGGCCUGUAUAUAGCAAGAAUAUGAUAGAAAUAGAAUCACAUCAUUUAUAAUCACUGUAAGAAAAUAUUGUUUCAUAUUACUUGAACAUUCAUAUUCUGGUCACUACUUAAUCUCUAUUUGUGUAAACAUAAUCUUAAAUGGAGUCAAGAUUGUAUACCAGUUAAUGCGAUGUUGGGGAAUUGAAAUUAUGACUAUAAGUUUCUAAGAUACAGUAUAUAAAAUUAAUGAUACAAAUAAGGUGUUGUUCAAAUAAAGCACAGUGUUAUGUUUACCUGCAGCUAAUGAUACAUGCUACAUAAACUGAAAGGUUUCCAUGGCAACAUAAUAGCUAUGCAUGGUUUUAGAGUGCUUAAGCCCUUCUGUAGUGAGGAGCCUCUUCACCUAGCUAAUUGUUUGUAGUCUUUUGCUGAAACAUGAUGUGAACUCACCUUUUGUGCCCAAUGGCCUCAGAAAUUUUGCAUUUUUGAGCUGAAAUAAAAACAUAAAGCUGUCACAGUG